AUGUGUGGCGCGUUUUCAUACUUUCCAACAAGUUUACACUCAUUCAUAAAGGUCUAUUUUUUGGGCGAUUAUUUUAUUUUCCUAACAUUAGAAAGUUCACCAUUCAUAUCAACGAUUGGUUCACGAAUGAAAACAUCUAUAGUUCAGCAGCCUGUUGGUCUGGUACCCACUACGUACUAUGGCCCUCAACCUAUCUCUUCGUCAUGUGAUAUUUGCAUGAAUAAGAUUACUACAACAGUUCAGUACCGUAAAGGAGUAUGUACUUGGAUGGCUUGUACUGGAAUAACAUUAAUUGGCGGUAUAUUCGGAUGCUGCUUAAUACCAUUUUAUGUGAAUUCAUGCAAAGAUGCUUAUCACAGUUGUCCAGAAUGUGGAACAUUACUUGGAGUUUAUAAACGUAUCUAA
This is a messenger RNA of Schistosoma curassoni, 405 nucleotides long. Lineage: Eukaryota; Metazoa; Platyhelminthes; Trematoda; Strigeidida; Schistosomatidae. The record is from the annotation of a GenBank genome assembly.